CUCUAUGGGAAAAUACUCUCGAGUAUAAUAAUUGCCCUUACAGGUGGUGUGAGCUACCUGCACUCUCUCUCUGGCUUCACUCGUCGCCUGGUGUUGCAGCUGUUGUUGGAAACAGAGAGAGUGGUGGUGCACAUCAACAGUCCUCUUGGCAGCCUCUCCUCUCCCACUGGCUGCAGCCUCCCACCACUCACUCAACACCCUAAGUUUGGAGCUGGACACAAGACUCGACUCCUCAGUCUUCCCACAACCACGUCCAUGUCAGAUAUUAUCAAGAUGGUCACAGACUGGUCUAGAGGAAUGUUGAACGGCAACACAGGAGAAUUAGACUUGACAGUAAUGACCACCGAGAACCAAAUGAAGUCGGUCACUUGGAGCUGAUGGACAAGCUGUCAGUGGCUGCUGGAGUGACUGCAAAGGACAAGAGGAGUAAGAAUAAGGCCAACUCAACUAUCCACAGAGUGUCCAUGACUAUGCCCAAGA
Molecule: messenger RNA, 480 nt
Organism: Cherax quadricarinatus
Lineage: Eukaryota; Metazoa; Arthropoda; Malacostraca; Decapoda; Parastacidae
Source: RefSeq, a predicted model, not a curated record